GGAUUGUCCACUGACGGAUUGACCGGUCACGCAUUAUUUCAGUGUGCGUAUAUAAACAUGCUUGAGGCAAUAAUUGCUAGCGACGAUGAACCUUUUAGAUUUCUAGAACGAACAAUUAGGGAGGCAAAAUACAAUAAAUCAUUGGAAUAUUCAAGUACAAUAUGGGGCACUAGUGAUCUGCUUGCCCGACUACAUUGGAUUAAUUGGGCAGCAAUGGGACUUGUGCCGCCUUUGGCUGAAUGAAUUGAAUUUUUGCAAUUUAAUCGAAAAAAUUGAAUAUUUAAAAAAAUUUACUAUUUUCCAAAAAAUUGAUAAAAAAUUAAAAAAUAAACGAAUUGAUUAUCUGAUACCUUUUGUAUUGUUUACCCCUCCUUUCUUGUACAAAACGGCAUACGGACACUCCAAAAUUUGUGCCCCCUGCACAAAGGCAGGGGGACUUGAGUUGCCCCCUGCACGAAGGCAGGGGGACUUGAGUUGCCCCCUGCACGAAGGCAGG
Meloidogyne enterolobii is the source of this 496-nucleotide messenger RNA. The record is from the annotation of a GenBank genome assembly. NCBI's taxonomy places the organism in Eukaryota, Metazoa, Nematoda, Chromadorea, Rhabditida, Meloidogynidae.